AUGCAGUCCUCAGACAUUGACAACCACCAUGCACUCAUCGAAUUCAACGAGGCCGAGGGCAGCUUUGUCCUUCAGGACUUUAACUCCCGCAACGGAACGUUUAUCAACGACUGCCACAUUCAGAAUGUGGCGGUGAAGCUGAUCCCUGGCGACAUUCUGCGGUUCGGGUCUACGGGGCUGACCUACGAGCUGGUCGUCGAGAACCCGCCCCAGGUCUCCUACCCAUGGGUGAGGAGCCCAGCACCUUGGCAGAGGCUGCAGCCACCUGGGGCCUUACAGCAGCCACGCCAGUCACCUUUGCCCCCCCACAUGCCUUUCCACCAGGGCAUCCAACCACCAUCAGCACAGAGAAGUUGGUCACAGGGUUGUCCCGGGCCCAACAUGGCCCCGCCUAGCCCUCACCAGCUGCCCAUGACUCCCAACGGGAAGAUGUUUUCCUUUGUGAUGGAUCCCAAGUCCCCCGUCAUCAAGCAAGUGUGGGCCAGCACCAUGGAGCAAUGCAUGGCCGAGGGACUCUCGAGGACGGUGCCUCCCACCGAGAUCUUCAUGGACCAGGAUCUAGGCCCGCAAGACAAGGACGAGAUCAUUCUUCUGUUGGGAAGAGAGGUCAAUCGGCUCUCGGACUUUGAAAUCGAGUCCAAAUACAAAGACGCGGUGAUCAUGAACCUGCAGGGCGAGGUGGCCGACCUGAGUCAAAGGCUGUCGGAGGCGGCCAGCCUUGCUGCCGCCUCCAGGCAGGGCGAAAGAGGUAGCCUGAAGUUCCAGGGACUGGAGGAGGACGAAGAUCAAAGGCAGAAGGAGAUUGACAGUAUGAAAAACCAGAUCAGCGCCCUUCAGAAAAACUAUAGCCAGAUGCUGUCUCAGACCCUGGCAGAGCGCAACUCAGAAAUUGCAUCCCUGAAGAAUGAAGGCGAGAACUUAAAGAGAGACCAUGCCAUCACAUCAGGGAUAGUGACAUCAUUACAGAAGGACGUGACAGCUCGGAAUGAGCAAGUCCAGCAGCUGAAGGAGGAGGUCAGUCAACUGAAGAACCAGAUCAACGAGAAGGAGUACCAGUUGGAAACCCUGGGCUCCAGAUGUUCCAUGCUGAAAGAAGAGCUAAGGAAGGAAGAGGCUCAGAAGGAGCAGCGGGAGGCUCAGGAGAAAGAGUUGAAGCUCUGCAAAAGCCAAAUGCAAGACAUGGAGAAAGAAGUGAAGAAGCUCAGAGAGGAGCUGAAGAAGAACUACACCAGUCAGAACACCAUCUCCAAGACGCUACGAGAAAAGAGCAAGGUUGAAGAGAAGCUUCAGGAAGAUUCCAGAAGGAAAUUGCUUCAGCUGCAAGAAAUGGGGAACAGAGAGACCCUCAUUAAAAUCAAUUUGGAAAGGGCAGUAGGCCAGCUGGAGCACUUCAGAAGCCAGGUCAUCAAAGCCACUUUCGGAAGAGUGAAGCCGUUCCGUGAUAAGCCCAUCACCGACCAGCAGCUGAUAGAGAGGAUCAUGCAGGUCACCGAGGACAACCUCAGCUUCCAGCAGAGGAAGUGGAACUUGCAAAAGGAGACGCAUCAAAGCAACUUGAGGCAGGAGGAGACCUCAGAGAACGUGGAGCGGCUUCGGGAGCUGCUGGACAACUGCCAGGCUUGCAUGAGGGAAUCCUGCAGAGGCAGCGACUUGAAGAAGCAGGUGGGGCUCCUUCAGCACCUGAAGCUGAGCCCACCCGUGUCGGAGCUUCAGAAGGCUGUACUGGACAUCCUGAAAGUCUCCCUGUCCUGGCUUGAGGAAACAGAGCAGCUGCUUGUGGACCUUAACAUCCAGCUGUCGGGUUCUGACAAAGGCUUCUCUCUGUGCCUGAUGUAUCUUCUAGAACAUUACAAGAAAAUUAUAGGGCAGACCCAGGAACUUCGGGUCCAGGUAAGAGUUUCCCAGGAAAGUCAGCAGUCUCUGCAGCAGGAACAUCUGGCUGAGAAGGAGAAGCUGAAUGAGGAGAAGCUGGAACAGGAGGAAAAGCUGAAAGCCAGAAUCCAGCAGCUGACAGAAGAGAAGGAGGCCCUGGAAGCAAAUAUUGUCCAAGAGAAAAACAAAGCAAAGGAGGCUUUACAGGGGGAGCAGUCGAGAGCCCAAAGUUUAGAGAGUCGCUUGGCCUACCAGAAAAAGGCUUUGGAAGAGAGCAUCACUCAGGAGAGAAACAGAGAGCAGGAGGCCCUGGAGAAGGUGCAAGCUCGAGUCCGUGAGCUAGAGAGCUACUUGGCCUGUCAAAAGGAGGCCCUGGAGAACAACAUGGCUUAUGAGAAGAAAAAAGCAUGGGAAACGCUGGAGGCAGAAAGGAGGAAGUCACAAGACCUGGAGAAUCAGCUGACUCAGCAGAAGGAGAUCUCAGACAGCAUGACCUUCGAGAGACUCAAAAUGAAAGACAGUCUAGAGAGUGAAAAGAGGAGAAUCCAGGACCUCAUGAAUUGCCUGACCAAGCAAAGAGAGGAGAUAGAAUUAAAGGGGCAAAAGGAGGACAUCUUAAAUAAUAAAUUAAGCGACGCCCUGGCCAUGGUAGAGGAGGUUCAGCGGAUGAAGACAGCUGAAAGUCUCAAAGCUGACAACCUCUCCCUGAAGUUAAACGAAACAUUAGCCGAGCUUGAAACAACCAAGACGAAAAUGAUAAGGACGGAGCAGCAGCUGAAGCUGCAGGAGCAGUCGAUGAAGGCGCUGGUGGAUGAGCGGGAAUCCCAGAAGCAUGGCUUCGAAGAGGAGAUCACGGAGUACAAGGAGCAAAUCAGACAGCACUCGCAGACCAUCGUGAGCCUAGAGGAAAGGCUCUGCCAAGUGACUCAGCACCACAGGAAGAUAGAAGAGGACAUCGCAAACUUAAAAGACAAUGAACUAGCUCAAAAGGAGGACGUGCCCCAGGAGUCCACAGCAGACACCCCGCUGGACAACAGUGACAAAGAAAUCGCGUGCGACCACCUGAUAGAUGACUUGCUGACUGCUCAGAAGGAAAUCCUGUCUCAGCAGGAGAUCAUCAUGGGGCUGAGGACAAACCUCAGUGAAGCCCACAGCCGAAUGUCAGACCUGAGAGGGGACCUAAGCGAGAAGCAGAAGUUGGAGCUGGAGCGACACGUGGCCCUGGUGCAGCAGCAGAAGAUGGAGCUGAGCGCACUCAAGGCGAAGAUGGCGCAGAUGAAUAGCCUUCUGGAGAAGAAAGACAGGGAACUGAAAGUCCUCAAGGAGACGCUCAGGGCUUCCCAAGAGAAACCCAGACCCCAGCUGAGCACGGAGCAGAAGCCUAGGAAUCUGAGCCAGAAGUGUGACAUCUCAAUGCAGAUAGAACCAGUCCACACAGACACAUUCUCCAGCUUCCAAGAGGGGCAGUCCUUCAGUGACCUGGGAGCCAAGUGCAAAGGGUCUCGACACGAGGAGGUCAUCCAGCAGCAGAAAAAGGCCUUGUCGGAACUCCGGCUACGAAUCAAAGAACUGGAGAAGGCCAACUCCUCUAAUCAUAAGGACCACAUGAAUGAGUCGUUCCUAGAACUAAAGACCCUCAGAAUGGAAAAAAAUAUACAGAAAAUAUUAUUAGACGCAAAGCCUGACUUGACGUCUCUCUCAAGGAUAGAGAUCCGAUCGCCUCAGAAUGGCCUUUUCAACUCGGGCUCCAACACGGCCAUCGAGAAGUCAGUAAAACCAGAUACUUCAGAAGCCCUAGAACUCAGUGAGAAGCUGUACGCAGACAUGGUCAGGAUGCUCAGCAGCCUGAUGAACAUCAAGGACAUGUCGGGCCACGUGUCUUUGAAGUACCUCUCACCCAAAGAGUGUGAGAAGGUCAACCACCUCCGACAGAAGGACCUGGAACUGGUGUUCGAUAAGAUCACUCAGCUCAAGAUCCGGCUUCAGAAGAAGGAGGAGCUGCUGAAAGGAUACGAAUGGGAACUGGAGCAGCACAGGCAUAACAAGGCAACCCUUCAGCUGUACCAGGCGCAGGUGGCGAAGCUGGAGGAUGAUGUCUACAAAGAGGCUGAGGAAAAGGCGCUGCUGAAGGAGGCCCUGGAGCGCACAGAGCAGCAGCUGUACCAGGAAAAGAGACUCAACAGGGCCUUCAAGCAGCAGAAGGAUCGAAUAGAGGAUCAAGAGCAGAAAAGCAUAUCCUGCAACUGCCCCUUCAAAGACAUUGAGAAGCAGAGACGCAUUUUUAUAGAGAUGGUCAAGAACAAGAUGCAGAAUUCCAGUCACCAGGUGAGCCAGAAAGAGAGGAACAGUGCCUUAGCAGCUGCCUCCCAGCUGCUGGGGACCAAGCACGUGGUGUGUGGGACACGAAAACACGGCAAAGCGAACUUCGGCUAG
This is a messenger RNA of Psammomys obesus (fat sand rat), 4305 nucleotides long. RefSeq names its product forkhead associated phosphopeptide binding domain 1 (gene Fhad1). The record is from RefSeq and is a predicted model, not a curated record. Gene Ontology annotation, molecular function: protein binding. Lineage: Eukaryota; Metazoa; Chordata; Mammalia; Rodentia; Muridae. The transcript has 33 exons. The coding region runs from base 1 to 4305 and encodes 1434 amino acids.